This is a messenger RNA of Sinocyclocheilus rhinocerous, 1969 nucleotides long. Its product is annotated as nuclear factor 7, ovary-like. The record is from RefSeq and is a predicted model, not a curated record. NCBI's taxonomy places the organism in Eukaryota, Metazoa, Chordata, Actinopteri, Cypriniformes, Cyprinidae. The transcript is spliced from 7 exons. Bases 235 to 1527 code for a protein of 430 amino acids. Gene Ontology annotation, molecular function: protein binding; metal ion binding.
CUUGUCAGUGUCUGUAUUUGUUUAUCAUGCUUUCUGUUUAUUUAUUAUUUAUGUUCCAUCAUGUGUUUAAAAGGAACGCAUUGUGCUGAAUAAGAGUCAUAAUAAAAGUAAACCGAAAGCACUUUUCACACACUGAAGAACUCUUGAGUGCGAACUCUGAGUCUGGGACUUCACGGAAAACCAAACCAAAACAGAAAGGAAGCGGAAGUGAAACAAACCGUAAAUCUGCUCCAUAUGGCGACCAACAAGAAUAAGAUGAGUCUCAGAGAAGAUCUGACAUGUGCCAUCUGCUUUGAGCUCUUCAAAGACCCUGUGAUGCUGGGCUGCAUGCAUCACUUCUGCAGGAGAUGCAUCGUGUCAUACUGGAAGACGGUUAGGGGUCCUGUGUCCUGUCCUCAGUGCAGACAAGAGUUUCCCAACAAAUGCUUCCAGACCAACUACUUAGUAGCUGGCCUUGUGGAGAAGGUCAGGGCCAGCUCCACAUCUGCAUCUGUCAGGUAUCUGGAGAAGCAAUUAAAGGACCGUCUAGAAUCGCAGUUCUCCAUGAAAGAGGCCUACGUCACUAUGAUCCGUGAGGACAAAGACAAGAUGGAGAAAAUAAAAAAAAUGGGAUCUGAGCUGCAGGGGCGAGUGCACAGCGACUUCCAGGCUCUGCAUCACUUCCUGCGGGUGGAGGAGGAAGCCAUGUUGGAGCAGUUGAAGAGGGAGCAAGAGGAAAUGCUGCAGAGGCUGGAGCGACAUCUGGAGGCCCUACAGGUGGCCAUCAGAGACGUGGAGCAGAACAUCAACAUGCUACGACAGACUGCCAGCAGCACAGACCAAUCUGUACUUGUAGAGCUUCCAGAAUUGAAUUUCAGAUCGCCCCUGCAAGAGCUGAAUAUCACCCUGAAUACUUUCAGAAGCAAACACAUUGCUCCUCUUCAAUACACUAUGUGGCGAAAAAUGUUUCAACAUUUGAGUCCAGGCCCAGCACCAUUGAUAUUUAAUGAGGACACAGCUCAUCCCAGUCUACAGCUUUCCAGGAACAAAACCCAAGUCAUCGAGAGCGACAAAAUGACCAGUUACACAUGUGAUGCCAAACGCUUCCUUCAGUGUGUCAACAUUCUUGCAACAGAAGGCUUCCAGUCUGGCAGGCAUUACUGGGAGGUGGAUGUAAGUAACAAUCCUAAAUGGGACCUAGGUGUUGCUCUGGAGUCAGUGAAUCGUCAGGUCAGAGUUAAGCUGUGCCCUGAGAAUGGGUACUGGACCCUCCGGCUGCGCAGUGGCAGCCAGUACUCAGCCGGCACGCAGCCCUGGACGCCACUGACUGUGAUGACCCCACCUAGCAGGAUUGGGGUUUUCCUGGACUGUGAGGAAAGGAAAGUGUCUUUUUAUAAUGCAGAUAACAUGGCGCUGCUGUAUUCCUUCUCCAGCGGGCCGAGAGGAAAAGCGUUCCCCUUUUUCAGCACGUGCCUCAGUGAACGCGGUCAGAAAGCCCAAGCCAUCCGCAUCCUCCACUUCCCCUUUGAGUGUCCAUCAGAGAUGUAAAACAAAGCCUGUAGACACUCUAGUAACCUGAGCUGUGUUCAUGAGUCUGUAUUUGUCUGAGGUUUUCGAUAUUUCACAUUUGGCAUCACUUUUGAUACAUUAAAGCCAUGCAGCUCUCAAAACGCUAAUCAAUCAUGAGGUGAAUAUAUUUUAGGGACCACACAAAAUUCUUAAUUGAUUUUUGUACCAGAUGUCUGUUAAUCGCACAGUUCAGAUUUUACAAGGAUUACUGAUGUUAAUUGAUGACAGUAAAAACAUUGCCAUGUUACCCUCAGCUAAACCUUUAUUUUAUUUUAAAAUCUGUUUUAGAAUCAAAUUCUAUAGAGUCUUUAUUUUUAUAUUUAUGGAAUAUUACGUUUCACAAAUAUGGACAAAAUUAUUUAGCCUUUCACCUACGGUUCUUUCCUUUUUUUUUUAGUUAAUUACAAAUACCGAAGAAAUG